AUGCCUGAUCCAUACAAUUUUCGAGAAUUUUUUACCUUAAUUCAAAAUCCUAAUAAUAAAUCUAAUGCAAAAGCAGUUUGCAAUUUUUGUAGUUUAAAAAAUGGAGGAACUCAAGCGGCAGCCUUAAUUCCUGAAUAUUAUACAACAAAUAAGGCUAUCUUGUGUCGUAAUCAUUUAGCAAAUUGUAACAAUUUUAAGGAUGUAUUUACUGAAGAAGUUGAAGAAAUCUUGUCUCGACCAGUGCCAGAAGAUAAACGGAACAAUUCAGCAGAUAUCAUGAAUAAUAAUGAUGCUACUAUAUCUAGGCCAAUUAAGCGUCAUAACUCUUCUAUUUCUACAGUAUCCAAUAUAGCUGCUUCAAAGAGUAACCAACAAACAUCUUUGCAUAAUUAUUAUAGAAGGCCGAUGUCACAAAAAGAUAUACCAACAUUUGAAACAUUAGUAAUCAGAAUGUGUAUCUCAAAUGGUCUUCUUUUUUCUUUCAUAGAAAAUGAGGAAACACAGGGAAAACCGUUAAUCUGGAGUGUACAAGAAAUAAGCUCAGAACAAUCAUGA
Messenger RNA from Racocetra persica, 555 nucleotides. The record is from the annotation of a GenBank genome assembly. Lineage: Eukaryota; Fungi; Glomeromycota; Glomeromycetes; Diversisporales; Gigasporaceae.